Molecule: messenger RNA, 4090 nt
Organism: Taeniopygia guttata (zebra finch)
Lineage: Eukaryota; Metazoa; Chordata; Aves; Passeriformes; Estrildidae
Source: RefSeq, a predicted model, not a curated record
CUGUUGUGUUUGUGGUGUUUGUAACAUCCUGGAUGCUCUGGUUACCAGAUGGUUAAUGAGCGAGGCUUGCUCAGGGUGUGGAAUUUUGUGCGUUUGCUGCGUUGGGAGCAAUGUUUGAGUGACCUUUGCCUAACACAUAAGGGUCACAGACACUUGGUUUUUCACUGACACAUCAGCCUUGCAACAUAUUGGAGCUUUAGUUUCUAUGUGUGAAAAGCCGACUUUCUAAAGUUCUUCAUGGCUAUUUUUUCCACCAUAAUUGCUAAUAGGAGUGUAGUCAGGGAUUGGAGAGGUGCAAGGAGUGUGAGAGGCGCUCAGCUGCUGCCGGUUCUUUUGAGCUGGAAGAUUGAGUCUUUGUGAGUAAUCCAAGAGAAACAACUGCCAACCACUGCCACGUUUUCAUCUGUUGGUAAACAUCAGCUGCUGGUUGGCCUUGAGGGAGGAAGACUGAAUUAGUUCCAGAUGGAGAACUCUUUCAGCCCAUUUAGACUUUCCAGUUGAUUAAAGCCAGCAGGCAGAAAACAUGGAGCAGCCCACAUGAAGAAGCAUGAGGAGUUUAUAUUCCUGCAAGAUGUUCCUUGGAGGACCAAGCCCAGUUUUCCAGGCCCCUGGGAGAUGAAGCAUUGACCACAUGACAUUUUUAUUUCAACAAGUGAUGUAUCAGUGUUGUUUUGUGUGAAGGACAGAUAUUUAUUUCUUCACCUCACCAUGUCGGCCGUGCCGAGUGCUCUGACCCCAGAGGCCCCGAGCCCUCCUCAGCUGGAGGAGAAGCCAAAGGGGAAAUCCCUGUUCCAGCUGGGCUCCCUCUUUGCUAACAGGAGUGAGAAAUUUGUGAUUGCUCGCAGUGACAGCUUGCCAGAGGAGAAUGUCCUGAAAAUCACAAUCACAGAGACCACGGUCAUCGAGUCCGACCUGGGCAUCUGGAACUCCCACGCCCUCAUCUACCUCACUUUGUGGUUUUUCUUCAGCUUUUGCACUCUGUUCCUUAACAAAUACAUUCUGUCCUUGCUGGAGGGAGAGCCCAGCAUGCUUGGUGCUGUUCAGAUGCUUUCCACCACCUUCAUUGGCUGCAUCAAGAUGUUUGUGCCGUGCUGUUUGUACCAGCACAAAACCCGCAUCUCCUACCCCCCCAACUUCAUCAUGAUCAUGCUCUUUGUUGGAUUAAUGAGAUUUGCAACAGUGGUCCUGGGCCUGGUCAGCCUGAAGAAUGUGGCAGUUUCAUUUGCAGAAACUGUGAAAAGCUCUGCUCCAAUUUUCACUGUCAUCAUGUCCCGGAUGAUUUUGGGGGAAUACACCGGAUUGCUGGUGAAUCUCUCCCUGAUCCCUGUGAUGGGAGGGUUGGCUCUGUGCACGGCCACUGAAAUCAGCUUCAACAUCCUGGGCUUCUCUGCAGCUCUGUCCACCAACAUCAUGGACUGCUUGCAAAACGUCUUUUCCAAAAAACUACUCAGUGGAGAUAAAUACAGAUUUUCAGCUCCAGAGCUUCAGUUCUACACAAGUGCUGCUGCUGUGGUUAUGCUUAUUCCAGCUUGGAUAUUUUUCAUGGACGUGCCUGUGAUUGGGAAAAGUGGGAGGAGCUUCAGCUACAACCAGGAUAUUGUGAUUCUCCUCCUGAUCGAUGGAGUCCUGUUCCACCUGCAGAGUGUCACAGCCUAUGCCUUGAUGGGGAAAAUCUCCCCUGUGACUUUCAGCGUUGCCAGCACUGUCAAACACGCCCUGUCCAUCUGGCUCAGCAUCAUCGUGUUUGGGAACAAGAUCACCAGCCUGUCGGCCGUGGGCACUGUCCUGGUCACCGUGGGCGUCCUGCUCUACAACAAGGCCAAGCAGCACCAGCAGGAGACCCUGCACAGCCUGGCCAUGGCCCCACAGCCCCCAGGGCCCACCGAGGACACCGAGCCCCUGAUCCCCAAGGAUUUGGAGCCCUAUGAUUGAUGGGGCUCUGCAAGGAGACCCUCCGGGAUGGGGCUGUUCCUCUGAGUUCCUGAAAUCCUCCUGGGUGUGGUGGUUCCUUUGAAUUUCUCAAAUCCUCCUGGAUGGGGCUGUUCCUUUGAAUUCUAGAAAUCCUCCUGGAUGUGGUGGCUCCUUUGAAUUCCUCAAAUCCUCCUGGAUGGGGCUGUUCCUCUGAGUUCCUGAAAUCCUCCUGGAUGUGGCUGUUCCUCUGGUUCCUCUGAGUUCCUGAAAUCCUCAUGGAUCUGGCUAUUCCUUUGAAUUCCUGAAAUCCUCCUGGAUUUGGUUGUUCCUUUGAGUUCCUCAAAUCUUUCUGGAUAUGGUUGUUCCUCUAGUUCCUUCAAGUUCCUCAAAUCCUCCUGGGUGUGGUUGUUCCUCUGAGUUCCUCAGAUCCUCCUGGAUGUGGCUGUUCCUCUGGUUCCUUUGAAUUCCUCAAAUCCUCCUGGAUUUGGUUGUUCCUCUAGUUCCUUCGAGUUCCUCAAAUCCUCCUGGGUGUGGUUGUUCCUCUGAGUUCCUCAAAUCCUCCUGGAUGUGGCUGUUCCUCUGAAUGCCUGAAAUCUUCGUGGAUGUGGCUGUUCCUCUGAGUUCCUUUGAGUUCCUGGCAGGUCUUACCCAGGAUUUGGAGCUAGAAGGAGCUGGGAAGGAUCCAGGAAAGACUUGGGAGUCUGAUGCUCCUAAAAGAGGACCUGGAACGUGGUAAAUGUGGGCUUUGCUGUCUCUCUUUGACUCCCAAUCACAUCCAAGCCUGUGCUGGUGGAAGAACUUCAGUGUCCUGUGGGAGAACAAUUCCUGUCUCCCUCCACAUCCAAACAAUGUGAAAAUGGGGCCCCACCACGGAAUUCUGCUGGCAGAGGGAUGAAAUUGGUGCCUCGUGGAAGUUUCUGGUUGUUGCUCUGCAUUUCCUGCAUCCUCCCUCAUUCCUGAGUGCUGGAGAGAUGGAAGGAGGUCCAAGGACGAGAUUGUCCCACUCUGACCUCACCUCAAGCCCUGAGGGCUUUUUGGGCUCCCAAAAAUUGCCAGAGUCCAGGAGCAUUUGAACAGCACAAGAAGGGAUUUUUGGGGUGGAUUUUGGCUUCUGUACAGGGCAGGAGUUGGACUGGAUGGUCCUUGUGGGUCCCCUCCCACUCAGAAUAUUCCAUAAUUCUAAAAGGGAUUGGAAUUCCCACCCUUCUCUCCCAAAAAAACCCGCAACUUUAUAGGUUUGCUUGAAGCAAACUGUGGGAAAUGAGCUGUGGUGAGCAGCUGCUGCUGGCUACAAAUCCAGGAUUUGUAGUGGUUUAAAAUGUAAAAAUUGAAUGUGGAAAUAUUGCAUUCUUAUCAUUUGUUGGCAAAAAUGAAAUGCAAAUAUUCACACAUGUACCCUGUGUAAAUGGAGUGUUGAAUUCAAUACUUGUAGUUGCUUAGAGGUAAAAAAAAAAAAAAAACCCACUGAAAAUUGUGGUGACAAAGGAAGCAGGAUCGCUGUAUUUCUGUAAAAAAACAUUUUGUUUUCAUUUUAUUAUGCAUGAGGAAAGAAAUUGAUGGGGUUUUUAAUAUUAUUUCUAAGAGUGCAGCAAAAGGCUGCCUUUUAGAAUCUCAGGGUUAUGAGUCUGACCUGUGUGUAAAAUAUCUCAUUUCUGAUUACAUAAAGAAAUCUCAGAGGCAUCUGUGACAGAUGGAAGGAAUAUUUACCAUAAACUGAGGCAAAUCUGUAUUUCUGCUGCUUUUAAGUUUCCUUUUUCUUAAAGGAAAUUUGUUUUUGUGGUAGAUCAGAGAUUAAAAGCUAACUUUCCUUUUCAAAAUUCUGAAGAACAGUCAGUUUUGACAAAAAUAAAGCACACAUGUAGCUACAGAAAUAUUAACAUGGACUUUUUGGGAACAAAACUUAAAUUAAAAUGAGUGGAUUUCAAUAACUGCUACUAUUCUGGAAGGUUGGAGCAUGGAUAUAUAGUGGUCUUUAUGGUAAAAAUAAUGGCUAACAGGAAAAUACAAGUGGAAUUCUGUAAAAUUAGAUUUCCACAUCUCAGUGACUACCUGGGGCAGAUGCCCCAAAGAUCUGAGGGAGAAAAAUGCCAAUUUUUUCAUCCUUGUGUAUGUGAUAUGUCUGUGGUAUUUUGUUUUCUUUUGUACUCCUGUCAUUUUUAUAAAAGCUGUGGACUGUGGA